Apis florea (little honeybee) is the source of this 1688-nucleotide messenger RNA. RefSeq lists its product as uncharacterized. The record is from RefSeq and is a predicted model, not a curated record. NCBI's taxonomy places the organism in Eukaryota, Metazoa, Arthropoda, Insecta, Hymenoptera, Apidae.
CUAUUAAAAUUAAAUUUCAAAAUUUUCAUGUAAAAAUUAACUUUAAUUAUAAUCAUUUUAUUAUGUUACAUAUGAACUAAGUAAAAAUGCCACGUCCACUCCUAAAAGAUACAAUCAAGAGCGGUAAGUUAAAUUAAUUUUUUUGACAGUAUAACGCAUAAUUAACCAUAAUUAAUAAUAGAAAAUUAAUUCUAGAAUAUGUUAUCGAUGAAAAUCGUAGACCAUCGAAUAAAACAAUUAAAUUUAAAAAAUCCUUAACUGCAGCAAGUCGUAAAUUUAAUUUAACUGUGAAAAAUCGAGAUCGUUUAAUAGGAGGAGCAGAUGCUCCUGAGGAACAAAAAGACAUAAUGAAACUGCCAGAAGAAACAGUGGAAGAAAAAACUCGUACAGCUGGACCAUGCUGUACUUGUUUGGCGCAAGUACCAGGAUCAACCGGUUGGUGUUCGUCGAUAUACUUGGUCGAAUACAACAAUGGAGCGGUUUGGUACAAAACAAAUUGGAUAUUUGUAAUAAUGAAAUCGAAACAUUGCGUGAAGAAUUAAUAGCACGAGCUUGUGAAAUCGAAAAUUUAAAGAAUUUAUUGGGAGAAUGUGAGAAAGAACGUGAAGCUGCUCUAAUUCAAGCGGCUAAAGCACAAAAAGAAGCAAUUGAAAUUGGAGAACGUUUUGAAAAUUAUAAAAAACAAGAAGAAGAAAGAAGAAAAAUGAUUUCAGAAAUAACUCCAAAAACUCCAGAAAUAAAAGAAGUAAAAGAACCAAUAGAAAUAAAAGAACCAAAAGAAAUAAAAGAACCAAAAGAAGUAAAAGAACCAAAAGAAAUAAAAGAAGUAAAAGAAUUAAAAGAACCAAAAGAAAUAAAAGAAAUAAAAAAACCAAAAGAAAUAAAAGAAGGAAACGAGCUUGAAAAAGAAAAGAUAGAAAUUAUUUGCACAGAUGCAGCUAUUCAAUCAAUUUUGAAAGACAAAGAAAAAAGACGAGAAAUUGAAGUAAAUUAAAGAUUUUUUUAUUUUUUAUUGUAAAUAUAAGUAAAAUAUAUUAAAAUAACAAUUUGUUUAAAUAGCUUGAAGGUGAAAUAGCAAGACUCCGCAAAGAAAAUGAACGUAUUAUAAAAGAACGUGUUGAAUAUGAGAGUGCGAUACAACGAGCAUUACUUCGAGGUGUUUCAUCUUUGAAUGUUGAAGCAUUGAAAGUUUUACGUUGUCCACCAAUUCCAUGUUGUACUCCUUGCGCACCUUGUCCUGCUUCUGCUAUGUAAGGCUUUUAAUUUCUUUUAAUCAAACUAUUAAUCACAAUAAAGAAUUAAAAAAAAAUCAAUUUUAAAGAUUAAUUUAAAGAAAUUAAUAAAAAAAAAAGUUCAACAAUAAUAUUUUAUAUAUUUUACUUAUAAUACUUAAAGUAUAUUAUGUUAACUAUAAUAUGUAAUAUAAUAACUAUAAUAUUUCUUGAAUGUUUGUCAUUAUGAUCCUUUCACUUUGAAUAAAAAAAAUAGCAUUUAUUGAUCUAUAUCUAAACAAGGUCAAUCCUGAUUCAUUAAAGUUUCACUCUCAGAGAAUCGGUUGUACCAUGUGCCAAGAAAAACACUAGGAUCGCUAAAAACUGCGGCACUAAAAAUAUCGAUAACGGAAGUGCCGUUCGUGAAAAUUGCAAAAUUAUGAAACAACCUUGCGCCAGUCCUUGUUGUUCUGCUGG